Messenger RNA from Monomorium pharaonis (pharaoh ant), 1557 nucleotides. RefSeq names its product progestin and adipoQ receptor family member 4. Gene Ontology annotation, cellular component: membrane. The transcript is spliced from 5 exons. NCBI's taxonomy places the organism in Eukaryota, Metazoa, Arthropoda, Insecta, Hymenoptera, Formicidae. Bases 847 to 1557 code for a protein of 236 amino acids. The record is from RefSeq and is a predicted model, not a curated record. Gene Ontology annotation, molecular function: signaling receptor activity.
UAUUAAUUAUUUUGAUCAAGAAAGAGAGAAGAGAGGAAACAGAAAGAAAAAGAUAUAUAUAUUAUUAUGUAAAAUAAAACGAAAUAAAUUACUUCAAACUUUGCAAGCGAAAAUUAAUCGUAGGACAAUUGCUAUCAUUACUUUUCAUGCUAACAACUAUAUUCUGCUGCUGUUCCGUCUAAAGAAUGCGUUUGUAUCGCGUAGACGAUUCGUUUUCCGACGAUAAUCCGACAAUAAUCUUCCGUGAUUCAAUUAACUAAGAAAGUAGAUUAAGUCCCUUAAGGGCUUUAAAGUCAAGGUGCAUACUAUCAAGGCCAACUUCCGUGAAAACAUCGCGCUCAACGAAGACGCAUUGCGGGGUAACGAACGAUCGAUGAAAACGAAUCCUUACAAUAUUUCUCCUCUGUUAAAGAUGAUUCAUUGAUAAAUUCCUAAUCGGUUCGAGUGUCAAUCAAAACGUACAUUCUAAAUCAUGUCCGUGAACGGCUUAUCAGCCUUUACACGUAACAAAGCGAUAUGGGUUCGCAUAACGUCGCUCGCGUUUUUACACGUAAAAUAAAUCGAGAUACAUAUAUAAGAUAUACAUUCAAAAUCGCAAUUCUUUUGUGGAAAAACUAAGAGAAGAAUUUAUCUUGUCCCUUAAAAUAUUAUACGAACUAUCCUUAACACAUAUCUUUUUUUCCAUCAUUCGAAGAAGAAACUAAGAGGUUCAUUCGAGCGUUCUGUUUCUGGUGGACCAGCCUGUACAUAAAUCUCAUCUAUCGACCGGUGCACGUGUGCGUGAAAUAAAAUCUUAGUAGGUCAGAGUUACCUACGUGGAAAAAUUCAUUAAUAUACACGCUUAAAAUGACUUUUAAGAAAAGAUUCGCUAUUCUGUACAUGUUGGUGACUGUACCACAGCUUCUUCCAUGGAAUACAAAAGAGACACUCGUAGAAGUUUUGUCCUGGUGCCACUUAAUCGGCGCCGUUAGUCCGUGGAUUGGAUCCUUCCUGUAUCACCUCUUCAUGAACGUAAACUACGACGAAGUUUUCUACAGAACAUUGCUGAAAGUCGACAUGAUCGGCAUAUGGCUGUGCCAGAGUUUCGGAGCUAUACCGAUGAUGGCAGCCGCUGUUCAUUGCCUUGCCGAUAUCGUUUGGUAUUGCUGCAUUUUUAUUUAUUGUUCCCUUAGUAUCUGGGGACUUUUAAAGGCAAUGACUGCGAGAUCACCAUGGGAAAGGCGUUUAUGUUUUGCCCCUCCUUUCCUAAUGAGAAUGCUGAUCAUGACAUUGAGGUGUUUUGGCAUUGGUGGUGGAUCACCCGAGGCUCUUAUUCAUAUAAUAUUACAGGAUCUCAUAGCUGUGAUAGGUGCAACCAUUGGCGCUCUUCGCAUUCCAGAAAAGUGGAUUCCCGGCAGAUUGGAUUUAGUGCUGAAUUCCCAUAACGUGAUGCAUGUAAUGGUCGUCCUAGCGGUAUGUUCCAUGCAUACCGCAACCUUGAAGGACCUCGCCUGGAUGUCCGAUCCGUCUACGUGCAAUAAAACAAGCUCUCUUCCUUCGGGUCGCGAAGAAUUAUGA